This is a messenger RNA of Trypanosoma conorhini, 1773 nucleotides long. RefSeq names its product signal recognition particle subunit SRP68. Lineage: Eukaryota; Euglenozoa; Kinetoplastea; Trypanosomatida; Trypanosomatidae. Gene Ontology annotation, molecular function: 7S RNA binding; signal recognition particle binding; endoplasmic reticulum signal sequence receptor activity. Gene Ontology annotation, cellular component: signal recognition particle, endoplasmic reticulum targeting. Gene Ontology annotation, biological process: SRP-dependent cotranslational protein targeting to membrane. The record is from RefSeq and is a predicted model, not a curated record. The transcript has a single exon. The coding region runs from base 1 to 1773 and encodes 590 amino acids.
AUGGAAUUUGACCUCUUACUCUUCCUGAAGGAAAUUCAGCUUCAGCACGGCCUGCGUGCGGAGGACUACGCACGCUACCGCCGCUACACAACAAACCGGCUUUCGACUUUGCGCCACCAACUCGGCCUCGUCCAUGACUCUAAAAAGUUUCAGCAGAAGGAGAUCACGCCGCAGAACGCCACGCGUCCCGAGCAUCUUCAGCUGCUGCUUCUCUGCGCCGAGCGCUGCUGGGCGGCGGCGGAGGAGAUGCAGGAAAAGCGCCAUGAUGUGGCGCGCAUUGGUGAGAACAAACCGCCAGGUGGGCUUCCGCCGAGCGAUCAAUUUCGGAAGCGACUUAAUAAAUCCGUUAAGUGGGCGUGGAAACUGCACGAGGUGGCACAGGCUGUGGCAAGUCCGCGGCUGAAGCAGGAGGCAAAGGCGUAUGCCUUGGAAAUCAAGGGACGUGCUGCCGCCGCGCACGGUGCAAUGGAGGAUGCGAAAAAAUACUUUUCUUCGGCGCGCGAAGAGUACUAUGCCUUGCGCAAGUGCAGCACACCUGAGCAGUGGAUGCUGCUUCUCACCAAAGCCAAUGAGAUGGAUGACCGAGUGGUGUAUUGUAUGCUGCGCUUGGGCGAGGAUACUUCCAACUACAGACCUCACUUGGACCGAGAGGAUACGACGGAGCAGCUGUCCGCCACAACGAUCGAAUGGAAUGGACGACAGUUAAACGUUGCUUCUAUCAAGGUGAGGGACGCAUUACGUGAGGUGCGAACUCUCAAUGUCGAGGCGCUGAAGACAAAGGUCUUGGAGUUGGGUGGUCCCGUUCCUGUGGGGCAGCAGAACAAAGUACUGGACCUGAUGGAUCGACGUAUUGGUUGUCUCAAUGACGCCUUGGCGCAUGCACGCCAGGACCUACGCACCCUUUCCGAUGAUAGGCAGAAGACGGAGUUACAGCUUCUUGUACACUACUUGCUCUUCCAGGCGUCUUACGAGACGUUGCAGCGCACUCUCUUUAUGGUAGAUGUUUAUGUCCGUCGCUUCUGUGCCACCGAAAAAUCGCUUUCGGGAGGAGGCAGCAGCGGCAGCAUCAGCAGUGCAGGCGGCAAAAAUAAAGUGAACACCAACCUUGUUGGCGUGGGUGGUAAGAGCAAGAAGGAUAUACCACCGUCGCAGUACGCCUCGCCGCUGGAGAUUGUUCGCCUGUACGACGCAGCGCUUGAGACGUUGGGCGAAAUGGAGCUUCUCCCGGGCGUUGCUGGGCGUGCAGAAGUGGAGGAGUUUACUGCGCUGUGCCACGCCGGAAAGCUGCUCUACAUGGGGGAGGGAUGGCGCAUCUCGCGGGACUCGCAGCGGGCGCAAGUCUGCUACAAGGCCUCUCUCGCCACCCUUGACGAGACACCGUCGACGCCGCGGGUGGAGACGCUCCGACUGGUGGUAGAGAGGCUCUCUUUGCAGCUGGCGUCCUCGUCGCUUCUCACCACCGUUACUUCGGGGGUGGUCGCGGGCAAGGCUGGGGAGGGGCGGGAGGAGGAUGAGGCGAAGGAGAGGACGACGCAGUACCUUGUCGACGCCGGCGACCAAGUGACGGUCGCCCAGAACAUCAUUAAAUUCCCUCCAGACUAUCAGACCGUGCCCUGCAAACCCGUAUUUGUGGAUAUCGCCCUGACCUACGUCGAUUACCCCACCCAAGAGGCCGCUUCCCGCACGAAGCCGCAGGAAGAGCAGCAGACCUCCGACUCCGGCAGCAGGAAGGAGGAGAGGCGCUGGAAGUGGGGCUGGGGGUGGCGCAAGUGA